Messenger RNA from Rhinichthys klamathensis goyatoka, 2487 nucleotides. RefSeq names its product peptidylprolyl isomerase G (cyclophilin G) (gene ppig). The record is from RefSeq and is a predicted model, not a curated record. The transcript is spliced from 13 exons. Gene Ontology annotation, molecular function: peptidyl-prolyl cis-trans isomerase activity. Gene Ontology annotation, cellular component: nucleus. Bases 129 to 2216 code for a protein of 695 amino acids. Gene Ontology annotation, biological process: protein peptidyl-prolyl isomerization; protein folding. NCBI's taxonomy places the organism in Eukaryota, Metazoa, Chordata, Actinopteri, Cypriniformes, Leuciscidae.
AGUGCUCUGCUAGUCGUCACGGCGCCAUUUUUCCAGACCUGCGCGCUGAGGACACGAGAACGACAGUCAAUGUUGUUUAUAUUCUCUUCAUUUUAGUGUAACCGGUUUAACUUGGAUCAAACAUCGUGAUGGGGGUGAAGGCGCAGCGUCCUCGCUGCUUCUUUGACGUUGGCAUCAGUAAUGUGCCAGCGGGGCGAGUCGUCAUCGAGCUUUUCUCUGAGGCGUGUCCCAAGACAUGUGAAAACUUCCGCUGCCUGUGCACAGGCGAGAAAGGAAUUGGCAAGACCACCCAAAAACCUUUGCACUAUAAAGGAAGUCUGUUCCAUAGGAUAGUGAAGGACUUCAUGAUACAAGGAGGAGACUUCACUGAAGGGAAUGGCAGAGGUGGAGAAUCUAUAUAUGGAGGAUUCUUUGAAGAUGAAAGCUUCACAACGAAACAUACCAAGGAGUUCCUUCUGUCAAUGGCGAACCGAGGGAAAGACACCAACGGCUCACAGUUCUUUAUAACUACAAAACCAACUCCUCACUUGGACGGAAUUCAUGUGGUGUUUGGUCAGGUGAUCUCCGGCCAGGAGGUGAUCCGGAUGAUCGAGAGUCAGAAGACGGAUACCAACAGCCGACCCUAUGCUGAGGUCAAAGUGCUCAACUGUGGGGAACUUAUUCCCAAAUCUAAAGCAAAGAAAGAAAAGAAGCAUCAGUCAUCCAGCGAGAGUGAUGACGACUCUUCUUCAGACAGCUCCACCGACUCGGAGGAAUCAGAGAAGGAGAAAAAGAAACGGAAGAAACACAAGAAGGAACAUAAGAAGAAGAAGGAACAGAAACACAAGAAGAAAGAGAAGAAAGGGUCUGAUGAGGAACAGGCUGAUCCCCAAACUUUGUCAACCAUUCGCCCAGAGGAAGUCCCGCCCAUUCCAGAAAACCGCUUCCUAAUGAGGCGAAGCCCCCAGAAGGCCAAAGAAGAGGAGCAGGGGAAAGAACAGAAGAAGGAGGACUCUGGGAAAGAGAGACAAAGAGACAGGGACAGGGAGAGAGAGAGGGAAAGGGACAGACCCAUGGCGAAUUCACGGCCGAACCGCACAAGACUGGUGAUGACCAGGUCAGGGCGCAGGAUUAAAGGAAGAGGACCGAGGCGCUACCGGACUCCAUCUCGGUCUCGCUCACGGUCGUGGGAUCGGUUUCGGCGCAGUGAGACGCCUCCACACUGGAGGCAGGAGAUGCAAAGGACACAGAAAGCUAAAUCUAACACAGCCGCCACACAGGACAGAUGGAUCAAAGGGGACAAAGGAGAUAUGUCAGAGGACAAAGCAGAUGCCACUGAACCAGCCAGCGAAAACAAACCUGCGGGACAAGAAGCAGCAAAAAAGAACUCUGAACGAGAGAAGAAAGAUGCAAAGCGGGACAAAUCACGCAGUCCAUCCAGAGGAAGAGAUAGGAAGAGGGACAAACAUCGCUCCAGAAGCAGAGAUCGGGACGCACGCAAAAAGACUGAUGCCGACGUGGAAAAGAAGAAAGCUCGCAGCCAGAGCAAAGAAAAGAAGAGAGAGAAGGAAAAGCGCGAUAAAGCCGAUGACAAACGGGGACGCUCGAGCAGCAAGGACAGAAAAGAGAAAGAGAAAGAUGCCAAAGAGCGAGAGAAGGAAGGCGAACAGAAAGACCGAAGCAAAGAAAGGACCAAACAGCAUCCGGAUGGGAAUGAAAAGGAGAAAUCGAAGGAGGUGGAAAAGAAGAAGAAUGGAGAGCAGCAACGUGACAGAUCAAGAAGCAGAGAAAAGGCUCGUGAUGCGUCGCGUAGGUCCCGGUCGAGGGGUCGCGGUCAGCGUGGCCAAUCACGCGAGAGAGGCCGUGACCGGCGUCACAGCAGCAGCCGGGACAGAAGAUCCUCUCGCCGCUCGAGAAGCAGAGAGCGAGAGCGAGACCGAGGGAGAGACGCAGAAGACCGAAACAAGAGGAAGAGCACCGAUGAGGCGAAGAGCAAAGAAACCAGAGGACGAGACCGAAGCUCCAAAGAACGCUCUUCCCAGAAAGAGCGAGACGAUCGAACGAGCGGGAGGAAGAGGAGAGGAAAGAGCGACAGUGGAAGCAGCGAUUCUGAGAGCGACGGCGAUAAACGCAAGAAAAGUAAAAGGAGCGAGAGCCCAAAAGCAAAGGACAAAUCUAAAAGUCCAAGAAAAGAUGCCAAGAAGAAUAAGGACGCCUCUUCCAGCGCCAGUGACUGAGACUCUGCAUGUACCACUCCCUAUUUUGAGUUAUCUUUUCCCCACACAAGCAUCAACGGUCUGCUGUUCAGCAAACGAUACAAAGAGACUGACAUUUUAGUCAUCGUGUAAACAUUGUGGACACACCCUGGAAUACUUUUAAUCACUGAUACAGACCGUACCUAAUUUGUUUCAACUGAAUCGGUUAUAUUUGUCCUGCUUUUAUCUGACGUUUGUUUUCUCUCGCCCAUAUCUCAACGUAAAUGUUUAGUGAGUUUCUUAGUGAAAAUGG